Molecule: messenger RNA, 1527 nt
Organism: Centrocercus urophasianus (Greater sage-grouse)
Lineage: Eukaryota; Metazoa; Chordata; Aves; Galliformes; Phasianidae
Product: E3 ubiquitin-protein ligase TRIM39-like
Exons: 3
Coding region: 431-1150 (239 amino acids)
Molecular function (GO): protein binding
Source: RefSeq, a predicted model, not a curated record
CUUCCCAAAGGAGGAGAGAGAAGGGCUGUGAGGAAGAAGAGCGCCCUGGAGUGCCCAAACCUGGAGGAUCUGGUAGGUGUCAGCGCUGCGUCGUCCGUAGCCUCAUUUCUCUCCAUCCUUUUUGCCUCCUGUGCCUUUGGGACCCUCGCCUUUCUGCCCCAAAUUCGUGCCCAUCUGUUUAUGACUUUUUGGGUUUCGUUUCUUCCCUCCCCUGCCCCCCAAAUUCAACACAAUUCAGUAAGGGUUCCAGCUCACCAUUGAGCUCCUCCGGUGGGUGAUGCCCACCCAUGAGCCCCCCCAUGGUAUUUCCAGCCCCACUGCUCUUUGUGUUCCACUUCUUGCAUCAGAAGGAAAGCUGGGCCCCAGCAGGGAGCGCUCAGCAGGAAAACACGGAGCUCUUCUUGCUCUGGGCAGCUGGAAGACCUGAAAAAUGAGAUCGAGAAGAGGCAGAAAAACACCGCCAAGCUCUCGGAGGAGAUUUCCCAGCAGGAAACGAAACCACAGGGAGAGAAGAGUCAGCAUUCGGUGCGGAAAGGUGACCUUCCAGCUGCCAGCGGGGCCAGAAGAGAGGCUGAGCCAUUUCUCAUGGAGGAACGGAGCUCUGAAGGAACACCUCAAGAAGCUUCAAGCCAGCAUCACCCUGGACCCCGACACCGCUCACCCCGACCUCGUCCUCUCCGAAGACAGGAAGAGUGUGAAACGUGGGGCGGGACAGCAGGACCUCCCCGAUAACCCCGAAAGAUUUGCCUACUGGCCCUUUGUUUUGGGCCACCCAAGCUUCUCCUCCGGCCGUCACUGCUGGGAGGUGGAAGUGGGGGACGAAGGGGACUGGGCCGUCGGCGUGGCUCGAGAAUCCAUCCCACGAAAAGGUCAACUGAGCCUCUGUCCCAAAGGGGGGAUUUGGGGGGUGGAGAAAUGGGGGGGACAGAUCCGGGCUCUCACCACCCACAAGGUGACCCUGUUAGCACUGCGCUGGGUGCCCAGGAAGGUCAGCAUCCACUUGGACUACGCCGGAGGGACGGUGGCGUUUUUUGACGCCGACGAAGGGGGGCUCAUCUUUGUCUUUUCCCACGCGUCUUUCGCUGGGGAGGGGGUCCGUCCGUGGCUGUGGGUGGUGGGGGUCAGGUCCCAGCUCAGGCUUUGCCCCUGAGACACAGACGAGGGUCACCCCACAUCCUACAGCCUCAGGGGGCGGCCCCUUCCCUUCCCAUCCCAUGGGGAGAAGAUGAGAUGAGGAGCUGGGUUUUUGUGCAUCCUUCAUCCCCACGAACCCACUGCCGUGGCAUCGCACCGGUAUGACACUGACUGAUGUGAUAUCACCAAGAAGUGCUGAGCAAGAGAAAAUUGGGGCAACAGAAGGGAAAAAGUGCUGCGCUGGGUGAUUAGAAUGCAGGAAAGAAUGGUCAGGAGGGAAAAUCCCAGCCAACAGAGCAGCAGGAAGGCGGAUUUCCCCAGGGUUUGCCUGACCAGGUACUGCUGUCCCCGACCUGAGAUGGUCACCUUCAAAUCAAGUGGUCCACCUUCAUG